UCAUUUGUUGAGUUUUUGAUUUACCUUUUUAGCUGGGCAGGAUUUUUCCAGUUCAUUGAUAUACUUUUGGGGGGCUCUUUUUCAGGGUAUGACAUUAUAUUAUGUUUUUCUUCUUAGCAAUUGUAGUUGGCUUUUGUAUUUGCCUUGUUUAAGAAUCCAAACAUCAAACUGUUUUUCCCUCUAUUGAGGAAAGUGCAAAUUAUUUUAUUCUUUUGACCUUAACAAAACCUUUAUCUUCCCAAUGACUGCCUCUCACCAUACUAGAGGCCCUGUUGAAUUUCAGGAAUGUAACACAUCCAGUGCAAUUGAAGGGAUAAAACCACGAAAGAGGAAGCCAUUUGGUUUAUCAGGGAUUAUGAAAAAAGAAAAAGACAUUGAGUCCAUGGUGUGUCCAGAUACAGACUCGGUUAAUGUUCCUGAUGUAGAUGAUGAAGGAUACAGCAUUAAACCAGAAGCAUCACAGGAUACCAAAAAGAACCAUUUCUAUUCAUCCAGUGAUUCUGACACCGAAGAAGAUGAACCCAGGAGGUUCCAUGUAGAAAUAAAACCCAUCCAAUCAAAUAAUAGCUCUCAAUAUACCAUGCCUUCCUUGGAUGAAUUAAAAGUAUCUAUAGGGAACAUUGCUCUUUCUCCAGCAAUAUCUCAGAAACACAGUUCUGCACAAACGAAUCGAAAUGCAUCUAGUGAAGAGCUAACAAAAUCAAAGCUUUCUGUUCCAGCUAAUGAAAAGGGAAACAGUGACCUUGUGGCAUGGGAUCCACUCUUUAGCAGUUCUCCUGAAUCUUCUUCUUCAGCCUCUUUGGUAUCUUCAUCCUCCUCAGCAAAGCCUACAAAUCCUCUUUCUGUAGGCACCAUUGUACCCCCUCCAAGGCCUGGUUCAACACCAAAACUGUCUACAGGGAAACUUAGUGGAAUUAAUGAAAUACCUAGGCCAUUCAGCCCUCCAUUGACCUCUAACUCAAGUGCACCACCUGCAGCUCCCUUGGCAGAUGCAGAGAGCAUUUCCUCAGUAUCUUCUGCUUCCCUCAGUGCAGCAAACAUACCUACAGUUGUUAGUGAAGAUGAUCUUUUGAUUGGAACGCUUCCUACAAUUGAAAAGCUUUGUGAGACACCACCAGGUGUUUCACGUGGUCCCAGCCCUGUCAGACUUGGAAACCAGGACAUCGUGCCUGUUGCAGUAGCCCUUACUGAAUCUGUUAACGCCUACUUUAAAGGAGCAGAUCCCACAAAAUGUAUUGUGAAGAUCACUGGUGAUAUGACAUUAUCAUUCCCAAGUGGGAUUAUUAAAGUCUUUACCAGCAACCCAUCUCCAGCAGUGCUCUGCUUCAGGGUAAAAAACACAAGCAAACUAGAGCACAUUCUUCCAAAUGCACAACUUGUACACAGUGAUCAGUCACAAAGUGACUCUAGUACUAAGGAUUUUUGGAUGAACAUGCAAGCCAUAACUGUCUACCUCAAGAAAUUAUCACAGCACAAUCCAUCUGCAUCCUAUUAUAAUGUGGAUGUUUUAAAGUAUCAGGUAUCUUCAAAUGGCACCCAGUCUACUCCCUUGAAUCUUGCAACUUACUGGAAAUGUAAUGCUAGCACUACUGAUGUGAGAAUGGAUUAUAAAUAUAAUCCAGAGUCUAUGAAUGUGCCUAGUAUGCUGUCUAAUGUGCAGGUUGUGGUACCAGUAGAUGGUGGAGUAAAGAACAUGCAAUCACUUCCACCUGCAAAAUGGAAUGCAGAUCAGAUGAAAGCUUAUUGGAAAAUAUCUAGCAUUUCUGAGAAGUCUGAGAAUGGAGGUUCUGGAUCCCUCAGAGCAAAAUUUGAACUUUCAGAAGGACCCAGUAAACCAGCAACACUUGCAGUGCAAUUCAUUAGUGAAGGAAGCACCCUUUCAGGAAUAGAUGUAGAGCUAGUAGGCAGUGGCUAUCGACUUUCCCUCCUUAAGAAGAGAUUUGCCUCUGGACGGUAUAUGGCAGACUGCUGAUUAACAUGUGGAAGUCGUUGCAUCAAAGGAGUACAAGAAGCUUGCUCUGCCCUCUCUACUUUUCAAACACUAUUUUAACAUGCAUUAAUUUUUUUUUAAAAUGUUGAUCUACUCUGAGGUUUAAUCAUCAGAACAGAAAAUGCACUUUUAAAAGUAAUUUUGCAAACUUUUUAUUACUUUAUAAUAGCACUGAAAUUAACUUUAACAUUGUCUGUAAAUGAUCAUUAAUAAGUUUAUAUUUGAAGUCAAAAUAAUAAUCAGUAGUUGUAAUGAAAGUAUGAAAUUGAAUGUUAUACUGUAAAUAUUUAACCUAAAAAUAUGGGAAAGCAAGUAAGAAAUAUUUCAUCUUUCCAUAAGCAAGAUCAAUUUUUCAGAUUCUUCAACUGCCCGUUUGAAAAGAAAGCAGAGGCAAAGUCUCACAGUUUUUCUAUUGACUCAGGCCAGCUGAAUUAGAGAAGUGUAAAAAAAAUUUAACUUACUGCCUGCCUGUGUAUCGUAUAUUAUUAUAUAGGGUUUUUUUCCAAAGUGCAAUGUGUUACAAAAGUUGCAAAAGACAGAAGGGAUUUACUUCUGCAGCUAGAAAAUUUUAUGGGUGUUGUGAUUGUUUGAAUCAAUGCUGUAGAUUUAAUUUAUUUUUAUAUGAAUUGAAUAACAUUUGUGCCUUUAAAAAACAACUGUGCCUAUCCACUUUGUUGUUUACAUGAUUCAAUUCCUUUAUCAAAUUUUGGCUCUUCAGCAAGUAAGCACAGUGUUAGUAUAAUAGAUGGAACUUUAUAAAAAUUCCUUUUACUGGGAUUUAGAAAGCAGAUUUGCAAAACAAGAGGUUAUUUAAAAAGAGGUUUCAAAUACUGGUUU
Molecule: messenger RNA, 2827 nt
Organism: Pyrgilauda ruficollis (rufous-necked snowfinch)
Lineage: Eukaryota; Metazoa; Chordata; Aves; Passeriformes; Passeridae
Product: F-BAR domain only protein 2-like
Exons: 21
Coding region: 242-1972 (576 amino acids)
Biological process (GO): synaptic vesicle endocytosis; clathrin-dependent endocytosis; clathrin coat assembly
Cellular component (GO): cytoplasm; clathrin-coated vesicle; clathrin-coated pit
Source: RefSeq, a predicted model, not a curated record